This is a messenger RNA of Ramularia collo-cygni, 1446 nucleotides long. Its product is annotated as RGB-1 protein phosphatase 2A regulatory B subunit. Gene Ontology annotation, molecular function: protein binding; protein phosphatase regulator activity. Gene Ontology annotation, biological process: peptidyl-serine dephosphorylation. The coding region runs from base 1 to 1446 and encodes 481 amino acids. Gene Ontology annotation, cellular component: cytosol; protein phosphatase type 2A complex. Lineage: Eukaryota; Fungi; Ascomycota; Dothideomycetes; Mycosphaerellales; Mycosphaerellaceae. The transcript is spliced from 4 exons. The record is from RefSeq and is a predicted model, not a curated record.
AUGGUGGACGCUGGGGAAGGUGGCACCCAGCCGACUUGGAAGUUCACACAGUGCUUUGGUGACAAGGGCGACGUCGAGGACAUUACGGAAGCGGAUAUAAUAUCAACCGUCGAGUUUGACCAGACCGGGAAUUACCUAGCCACCGGCGACAAGGGCGGACGUGUGGUACUGUUCGAGCGCAACGAGACCAAGAAGACCUGCGAAUACAAGUUCCACACCGAGUUUCAAUCGCAUGAGCCUGAAUUUGACUACCUGAAAUCGCUGGAGAUUGAAGAGAAGAUCAAUAAGAUCAAAUGGUGUCGCCGACAAAAUGCCUCGCAUUAUCUGCUCUCCACCAACGACAAGACGAUCAAGCUGUGGAAAGUGUUUGAAAAGUCGCUCAAGGUUGUGGCCGAGAACAAUCUCUCCUCGGAGCUUACCCCUGCAGGCACCGGAGGAGCGAAUGGAGGUGGUCCUGUCCGCUAUCCCCACCACAACUUCCGCAGCGUGGCUGACCUGAAGUUUCCGCGAUUGACACACCACGACACCGUCGUUGCGGCGGUACCCCGGAGAACAUACGCCAACGCACACGCCUAUCACAUCAACAGCAUCUCUGUGAACAGUGAUGGAGAGACAUUUAUUAGCUCUGAUGACCUACGGAUAAAUCUGUGGAACCUCAACAUCCAGGAUCAAAGCUUCAACAUCGUCGAUAUUAAGCCGGCCAACAUGGAAGAGCUCACAGAGGUCAUCACAGCGGCCGAGUUCCACCCUCAAAGUUGCAACUGGUUCAUGUACGCAUCUAGCAAGGGMACCAUUAAGCUUGCGGACAUGCGACAAAAGGCUCUGUGUGAUGAACACGCAAAACAGUUUGAACAAGAGGAAGAUCCCUCUUCUCGCUCCUUCUUCUCCGAAAUCAUCUCCUCCAUCUCGGAUGUGCGUUUCUCACAUGACGGUCGGUACAUACUCUCACGAGACUACCUCACCGUAAAGAUCUGGGACGUCAACAUGGAGCGGCAGCCGGUCAAGACAAUUCCGAUCCAUGAGCACCUGCGACCGCGACUUUGCGACACGUACGAGAAUGACAGCAUCUUCGACAAAUUCGAAGUGGUCUUCUCUGGUGAUGCCAAGAACGUCAUGACUGGCUCGUACAAUAACAACUUUAUGAUCUAUCCCUCAGAAGAGGGCAAGGAUACUGAAGUGGUGCUACAAGCCGACAAGAGUGCCUUCAAGGCGAAGAAGGUUGGCAUCCCGACGCCCAUGAACAGCGCCACCAGCCCAGGCGGUAAGGAUGGGAAGAAGGGAUCUCGUGCGAAUAGUCCAGCGGGAGGCGCGCAGCGGAUGCGCAAGGAGACCGACGCGGACCAGAUCGACUUCAACAAGAAAAUUCUUCACAUGAGUUGGCAUCCACAGGAGGACAGCAUUGCCAUUGCUGCCACAAACAACCUCUUCGUCUUCUCGGCUUUGUAG